Molecule: messenger RNA, 2184 nt
Organism: Bombyx mori (domestic silkworm)
Lineage: Eukaryota; Metazoa; Arthropoda; Insecta; Lepidoptera; Bombycidae
Product: piggyBac transposable element-derived protein 3
Exons: 2
Coding region: 359-2086 (575 amino acids)
Molecular function (GO): sequence-specific DNA binding
Source: RefSeq, a predicted model, not a curated record
GCACUGCACUAAAAUUCGCAUGUCAAAUAAUGACAAAGCAUACACGCUGCUUUUAACUUAUGUAAUAACUCAUUUUCACUGGGUAUGCUUAGCGAAUAAAUGAUUUGUUUCUUUCUUUCUAUUGUACUAAUACUAAAUACACACAUACACUCUAACCCAGAUAAGCCUACUGUCCUAUAUUUAGGACAGUAGAAAUAAAAAAAAAAUCAGAAUACCCUCUUUAUCUAAGAUUAUUUAGUCUUAUGAUUUGCAGUAAGAAACGUGUCAGCUUUAUUAGAAAAAAUAAAAAGACAGUUAUUUUAACAGUUUUUACCUUAUAUUUUACCAUAAAAGUGUGUAAUAAAAGUGCGUUGCAGACAUGGCAAAUGACAGACCGUUAGCUGCGCAUGAAAUUUUAGAUGCUUUAGAAAAUGUUUCUGAUAAUGAAGAAGAUUAUAGAGAACGACUGAUAUGUAUUCUACCUCCUCCUGUUGAUCCUGACUGUCUCACUGACGAAGAUUCGGGUGAAGAAGAUAAUGUAACUUUGAAUAAUUUGCCACGAAACAUUCUGCUUCAACCGGCUGAAGUAAUGAUUCAAGGGCAGAUUAUGGUGAGUGAUACAGAAGAAGAACCUUCUGAUUCUACAGGUCGAACUAAACGUAGGCGUACCUACGCAUGGAGAAAACGGGACUUGGCAAAAAAUCCCGUGAAUUGGCCAGAUGUUCAAGGCGCUUGCCAAGAUAAGCGCCCAAUUGAGUGGUUUGAAAACUUCUUAGAUGAAGAUGUUAUUUCGUUGUUGGUGUCAGAGAGCAAUAAAUAUGCUGUCAAAAAGAAUUUGCCUGGAGACAUAACCACUGAAGAUAUGAAAUGUUUCAUCGGCAUAUUGUUGGUUAGUGGUUAUUCAUGGCUCCCCCGUAGAAGAAUGUAUUGGGAAAACUCCCCUGAUACAAAGAAUGAAUUGAUCAGCUCGGCUAUGACUAGGGAUAGAUUUGACUUUAUUUUUCGCCACCUUCAUGUCAAUGAUAAUCUGGAUUUGCAAGACAAAUACACAAAAGUACGCCCCCUAGUUACACUUCUAAAUAAAAAGUUCUUAGAGUUUUCUCCUCUUGAAGAGCAUUACGGUGUAGAUGAGGCCAUGAUCCCCUACUAUGGUAGACAUGGCUGCAAACAGCACAUAAAAGGUAAACCUAUUAGGUACGGGUUCAAAGCUUGGGUUGGUGCUACACGGUUAGGGUAUGUUUUAUGGAUGGAACCAUACCAAGGUGCUACAACUAUGUGCAAUCCAAUAUAUAAAGAAUUGGGGCUGGGUGCAAGCGUUGUUCUCACUUUUUGCGAUGUGCUGAUUUCACGUGGCUUCGACCUUCCUUACCACGUAGCUUUUGAUAAUUUUUUUACUGGGACGCCCUUGCUGGAAGAGAUAACAAAGAAAGGCCUUCGUUGCACUGGGACAGUUCGAGAAAACAGGACAUCUAGUUGUCCUCUGAUUACAUCGAAGUUACUGAAAAAAAAGGAACGUGGUGCUGUCGAUUACAGAACGACACAUGACAACACGUUCAUUAUUGCUAAAUGGCAUGACAAUAAUAUAUUCAGUAUUGCUUCUAAUGCUGUAGGAAUAAAUCCUAAACAAUCUGCCAAACGCUUCUCACAAAGUGAAAAGAGAAACAUUGUCAUAGAAGAACCACAUAUGGUGUCCAUCUAUAACAAAUAUAUGGGAGGAGUGGAUCGGUCUGAUGAAAAUAUUUCACAUUACCGAAUUGGUAUACGAGGUAAGAAAUGGUACAUGCCGUUGCUCACACACAUGAUUGAUCUUGCCGAACAUAAUGCAUGGCAGUUAUAUAAAAUAAAUCAUGGAAAACUGGAUCAUCUUGGCUUUCGCAGAAGGGUAGCAAUUGCUUUGAUUGAAUCAAACAGAAAAAAUGCCAAAAGAGGGCCUAGCCGACCCUCCCAUCAUGAACAUGCUGAUAGUCGUAAAGACCAAAUGAAUCAUCUGGUUAUUCCUCAAUCGAAGCAAACACACUGUCGUCAAUGUCACAAAAAAUGUUUGACACGUUGCAAGAAAUGUGAUGUUGGAGUGUGUGUCAAGUGUUUUGAAACAUAUCAUUCAUAAAUAGUGUUAAUCUAGUAAAUUACAUAUAACAAUGGGUAAUAUAAUCAAUAGUUAUCUAAUAAACUACACUUUUUGAUUACAUUCUGUUUUGUCAUAAA